AUGCUCGACAUCCUCUUAGGAGAAGCUCAAGGUCUCCACCCUGAGUCAUUUUCUGAGCCGAACACUCCGCUGCUGGAAACCAUUGCCCAUGGUUUCCAGGGUUUGGUGGGUGAGCUCGACAAGGCGUACAUCUCCGCGUACGACAGUGAGACCAUCCAAUGGACAGAAACUGCCCUUAGCACCGGUUUAACACAAAACGCUCACCGCUGCGCUAAAAUAUUCUUGACCGCUUUUUCCACAAUUUACGAUGCUGUGCAUGACUUGAGGAUAAAUUGCAAUAGUCUGAGGGGACACCAAAUUCACUCGUCCUCUGAUCUCGGCGGAUUGUUCCUACGGCACGGCUUUAAGGUGUCCGCAGAAAACAAACAGCACUGGGAGCUGCAGAACAAGAGCGUCAUAAACGGUGAAUACGUCGCGAACAGACUUAGCUUUAGGGUCGAAGGUGCGAAAGACAACGAGCAUCUUAAGGAGUGCGAAUCGAAUAAACGCAAGUCUAACGUCCUUUUUAAUCUUUUCGAUAUUCUCAAAUGCAUUCUGCAUCACGUCGACCAGUACAACGCCAUAUGUCACAUCGCUAUACUCCCCAAACCUAGAACGCCAUGUACCGUUUUCGAGAUGCUGGCGUGGCUCUCAGGGCUCACUUACACUUCCGCGUACCAGGCGCUGCUAUCAGACGGGUUCACCAACGUGCUUGAUAAUCCGGAUACGCCGCUUGCUGGCGACGGAGAGAUCAGCGUAUUCGACAUCGAGCAGUCAUACCUAGAGGCGCACCCGCAGACCAUCACGUAUAAGAGCAUACGGACGGUGUUGCAAUACCUUUGUUCGAAAUCGUACGAUUUGCUUACCACCGUUGUUGGCCACGGCGACGCGGCGACAUUCUACGCUUGCGACUAUUCGAAUAACACGCUGAAUCUGUACUACCCGAGCUCCGGCGAAGAUUGUUUGCAGAUGUUGCUUGACUUCCUGCGCAGAAUUCUGCAGCCGCUCAGGUAUUUGUUUGAACGAUGCAGCGUCGCAAACAAGAACUACGGAUGGGCCGACUGCCACUACGGCAGGGACGUACCUACGACCAAAUCGCACUGCAACAUCAAGCCAACGGACGAAGCAGCGUGCGUACCAAAUUGCCAAGCAGAGUGCAAACCAAAUUGUCAACCAACGUCGCCAUUGAUGAACUACCUAAGUGACUCUCUAUUCGGCUACCUGCCACAUAGAUUGGAGUCUGUUGGAUGCAAGUCCAAAUGCUCCACCUGCCCCUCCAUUUCUAGGCUGGGAAUGCCGUGCGUCACACCGCUGGGUUUUAGGGCGUUUUCUGGAUCGACCAAAACAGGCCAUCAGCUACGUGAGAUGAUUCGCGAAUUCUUAGGUAGUGGCGUGAUUUCAUCAUUGUUCGGCUUGUCACCAACUCCGCCGAAAACGCUGCCGGAGCAUUUCGGUUUCGGGUUAAGCUUGGUUAAUAAGUGGGUCAAAGUUGCAUCUUAUAUUACUGAUGCAGGUACAAAACCAGUAUCACAAACUAAGAUUGAAGCAUCUAUUGAGGAACUCUCCAUUAAGCUCUACACUGACACGAGUAAGCUUACCAAUGUACUUCGUGACGCUUAUGGCAGCAGUCAGCAUGAGCACCAAGAUCAGAAUCAUCUCGAAGUCUAUGCCGAUGUAUCUAGCCUAUGCAUAACUAACAGUUGCACCGACAGGGUUACGCGCUGUGCUCCCUAUCUAUCCACACUGUGUUCGGACACGUAUCAAUACUUUGUUCAUAAGAACUUUGCCACGUACCUCACAUGGGCUGUCUACCUGCCGUGGGAUUUCUGGACUCAACUCAACAAUUUGUGUAACGCGUUCAAGAAUAUUUUCUGCCAAGACUGGGGAUGUCAUAGGUGUUUACGUGCUGACAAAUGUAAGCGUGGACAGCAUGGACUCGUCGAGAAGGUAGACAACCAACAUGACAAGCCUCAUUGUAAGUGUCCAUCGAUGGUUCAGUGCAAGGGUGUAUCGGCAACACUGUACCAGUUCGGUUUCUGUUUUGGUAACGCGGCGACAUUAAAUAACGAGGCAUCGGCUAAGAAGUGUUCUGAUUUCUGCUCUCAGCUGGACAAGGUGUUGAAAUCGGAAUAUUUUGUUAAGCUGUUCAAAGAAUGUGACAUAUUCAUUUGGACUAUCAGAGAACCGUUCACCUACUUGGUUCUCGCGCUCUGGUCACUAUCCCUCUUCUACCUCAUCUGCGUCAUGGUUGGCAGACUGGAUGUGCUCCACAUCCGCUCACACCUGAGAUCACCAUCAUCGCACAGGAUAACGGCGCAGUCAUUGUUGGCUGCUGCGCAAGUCGGAAGGCUUGCCAAGAUAUCGUACCUUCAACCGUGA
This is a messenger RNA of Babesia bigemina, 2358 nucleotides long. RefSeq lists its product as hypothetical. NCBI's taxonomy places the organism in Eukaryota, Apicomplexa, Aconoidasida, Piroplasmida, Babesiidae. Bases 1 to 2358 code for a protein of 785 amino acids. The record is from RefSeq and is a predicted model, not a curated record. The transcript has a single exon.